Molecule: messenger RNA, 1617 nt
Organism: Fusarium coffeatum
Lineage: Eukaryota; Fungi; Ascomycota; Sordariomycetes; Hypocreales; Nectriaceae
Exons: 3
Coding region: 1-1617 (538 amino acids)
Biological process (GO): mitochondrial magnesium ion transmembrane transport
Cellular component (GO): mitochondrial inner membrane
Molecular function (GO): magnesium ion transmembrane transporter activity
Source: RefSeq, a predicted model, not a curated record
AUGCAGUCAACUCUGUGUCUUCCGGUCCCGUCCCGAAGCCUUUUACGAUUCCUUCGGUAUCAGUCCAAGAGGGCCUUCGCGAGCGCAAAUCAUGGUCGAGACACAAUAACUACUCCAGCUUUAUGCUGCCGCGCUCGAUCAUUGACCACUCUGGCGACACGAAAGCAAUCCUUAGCAUUGACUACGAUAUGCGAAAGACGAGUCACAAGACUAGAACCAUCACCACUCUUCGACACAGACCCUGUUACUCCAAGGUUUCAAAACCGAAACCAACCUUGGACACCACAAAGCUGCUUCAGCACGAGCCGCAAUGCGCGUGGUUUCUGGAGAGGCCGGAAUUCGAACUCAAGUUACACGCCGACAUGGAAUAGCUUUUUCAGGUUCGCAGGAAAGAAGGACGACAAGGCUCUGAAGCCAGACGACCUCCCAAACCAUGACGAGUAUGGCGACAACUCGUCUAUUUUCAAUAAUCGACGAACACUUGCAGCCAAGGCGGCAUCCGAACCCCGCCUGCGUUGCACGGAAGUUGACGAGAAUGGAAGAGUGAUUCUUGUCGACGGGGAGUUCAAGAAGACUGAGCUCAUUGCCAAGUUUGGCCUGCUGCCCCGGGAUUUGCGAAAAAUCGAUUCUUCCAACCUACCUCACAUCCUCAUUCGCCCUUCGGCCAUCUUGCUCAAUUUGCUUCAUCUCAAAGUGUUAAUCAAACAUGACCGAGUCCUCCUCUUCGAUAUCUACGGUUCCAAGACGUCAUAUCCCCAAUCGGCCUUCAUGUACGACUUGCAAGGAAAGCUGCAACAAAAGAAUGCUCCGGGAUCAGCCUCUCUUCCCUACGAGUUCCGUGCGCUAGAAGCAGUGCUGACUUCGGUAACGUCCGAGCUUGAGGCUGACUUUGAGGCGGUACGUGAGCCCGUCAUGCACAUUCUCAGCGAACUUGAAGACGACAUUGAUAGACACAAGCUGCGCAUGCUUCUUAUCUUGUCUAAACGAGUGAGCACUUUCGAACAGAAGGCCAAGCUCGUCAGAGAUGCAAUUGAGGAUCUCCUUGAAGCUGAUGACGAUCUUGCCGACAUGUAUUUGACUGAGAAGACCCAUGACUUGUAUCGAGGAGAGGAUGACCAUACGGAGGUCGAAAUGCUCUUGGAGUCAUACCACAAACUGACGGACGAAAUUGUGCAAGAAGCCGGCAACCUUGUCUCUGGCAUCCGAAACACGGAAGAAAUCGUUCGUGCUAUUCUAGAUGCCAAUCGUAACGCUCUCAUGUUGCUCGACCUCAAGUUCAGCGUUGGGACCUUGGGCUUGGCAAUGGGAACAUUUUUGGCUGGCCUCUACGGCAUGAACCUGGAAAACUUUAUCGAGGAGACCAACUGGGGCUUCGCUGGCGUCACCGGAGUUUCAGUCGUCUUCUCGCUUAUCGUGUGCUGGUACGGCCUUACCAAGCUCCGCCGUGUACAGCGUAUCAAGAUGAUGGACGACGAGCGACCGGCGAUCGCCCGCGGACAGGCCUAUUUCCCCGAUGAUCGAUCAGCGUUGGGACUUCUUGAUAACAGGAACCGCGAGAUGCUACGUCGAAUCAACAUGCAGAAGGCCGUAUCUCAGCAGAAGAAGAAGUGGCUGUGA